Molecule: messenger RNA, 1147 nt
Organism: Centrocercus urophasianus (Greater sage-grouse)
Lineage: Eukaryota; Metazoa; Chordata; Aves; Galliformes; Phasianidae
Gene: ECHDC2
Product: enoyl-CoA hydratase domain containing 2
Exons: 10
Coding region: 206-946 (246 amino acids)
Biological process (GO): fatty acid beta-oxidation
Cellular component (GO): mitochondrion
Molecular function (GO): enoyl-CoA hydratase activity
Source: RefSeq, a predicted model, not a curated record
CAUAGGAGCGGAGAGGGAAGCGGCUGCGGGCGCUCUUCGUGCCCAAAGCGGCAGCCGAUGAUUUACAGAUCGCAGCGCUGCUGUUCAGCUCGGACUUAGGAACUCUGAGCGCAGUCCUCUCCCCAGCGAGCUGACUGGAGCACGAACGCAGAGUCUGUCACUUUCGUGCAAACUGCAGUUCCCACAAGGUAUUGCUGAAAUCCUAAUGAACCGACCCCAUGCAAGAAAUUCUUUGGGAAAAGUAUUUGUAGAUGAACUUUUCAGCGCUCUGGAACAGCUCCGCUUUGAUGAGAAAGUUCGUGUGGUAGUGUUCAAGAGUAAAGUGAAGGGUGUGUUUUGUGCUGGUGCAGACUUAAAGGAGCGUGAGAAAAUGGAUGAUGCAGAAGUUGGACACUUUGUUAAAAGGCUGAGAAAUCUCAUGGAUGAAAUUGCUGCCCUGCCUGUGCCCACCAUUGCUGCAAUAGAUGGCUACGCACUGGGCGGUGGACUAGAACUGGCGCUGGCUUGUGACCUUCGAGUUGCAGCUUCAUCAGCUAAAAUGGGUCUUAUAGAGACCACAAGAGGGCUUCUUCCAGGAGCAGGUGGAACCCAGCGCCUGCCCAGAUGUAUUGGAGUAGGUCUUGCAAAGGAACUCAUUUUCACGGGGAGACAGAUAGAUGGACAAGAAGCUGCCUCAAUGGGAUUAGUAAAUCACACCGUGCCCCAAAAUGAGGAGGGAGAUGCAGCUUACCAGAGAGCAUUAACUUUGGCUAAAGAAAUCCUUCCUCGGGCUCCAAUUGCUGUGAAAAUGGGAAAACUGGCAAUAAACAGAGGAAUAGAGGUUGAUAUUGCAUCAGGGAUGGCGAUUGAGGGGAUGUGUUACGCACAGAAUAUCCCCACAAGAGACCGUCAGGAGGGAAUGGCUGCCUUCAGGGAAAAACGACCACCUCAGUUUAUUGGCAAAUAAUGCUUCCUAGCUUAACCCUUGUUGUCUUAAUGGGUUUGUUUGUUUGUUUGUUUUUGAGGAGGACCUGCUAAUUUCUUAGGAUUAUUUUUAUGAUUGCACUCCCUAUAUGUAGCUCCUUCUUGCCUUGGACUGCAUUUCUGAAUACUCACUGGAUCAUUUUUCUCUAAGGAUUCACCAAUAAAGAUUUAACUUUGUACAGCC